This is a messenger RNA of Cyprinus carpio (common carp), 1058 nucleotides long. RefSeq names its product lin-52 DREAM MuvB core complex component. Bases 90 to 407 code for a protein of 105 amino acids. Gene Ontology annotation, biological process: regulation of DNA-templated transcription. The transcript has 6 exons. The record is from RefSeq and is a predicted model, not a curated record. Lineage: Eukaryota; Metazoa; Chordata; Actinopteri; Cypriniformes; Cyprinidae. Gene Ontology annotation, cellular component: DRM complex.
AACAUCUCACAUAACGCGAGAGGGCGGGGCUACAGGUAGUCACGGCCUUCAGCUAUUGGCUGCUUCGAAUCACGUGUAUUGUUGUCAAGAUGGCGUCUCCAAAUGGAGGUGAGGACUUUGAAUCUUCUCUGCUAAGUUUUGAAAAACUCGACCGAGCUUCACCUGACCUGUGGCCGGAGCAGUUACCGGGUGUCUCUGAAUUUGCUGCAUCCUUCAAAAAUCCUAUCACAAAUUCUCCGCCCAAGUGGAUGGCUGAACUGGAGUCAGAGGAUAUCGAAAUGUUGAAAGAAUUAGGAAGUUUGACCACAGCAAAUCUGAUGGAGAAGGUGAAGGGACUGCAGAAUCUGGCUUAUCAAUUGGGUUUGGAGGAAUGGAUAGGCUGUGGCAGGGCUGGCUUGCGUUCAUGAGAGCGUGUGUGUAAUGAUUCGUGGUGUCAAGCGGUUGGAGGGAGCGGUGAGAAGAGGAGAGCUCUCGGCUGGGACAUUAAGAGGAAGCAGUGGCUCCCUUGGGAAAUCACUCACCAUGUCUGCAUCUUAAAUAUCUCUGUGAAGUAUCAAUAAGUAGGUAAUUGAAUUUUGAACACAAACAUGAGCAUCAGGUGUAUGUGUUCCAAAGGGGGUGGGGGGUUUGUGUGCGAGUGUGUGUCUGUCCUCCCCCGUCCCAUGAGGUUUAGGCAGCGAGAAUGGAUGUUAAAUCUAUUAAAUAAAGAUUACUCCCCGUAAUAGCCAAGUGGCAGUUUCAGAUGUGCAACAGGGGCACGAUUAGUGUGUUUGACUUCUAAUGAAAGUGAAUUGGGGCAGUCAGGUUUUGGAGAGAAUUCAGUUUAAGGUCCGGGGUUUCAUUUUCUCCUCAGGCUUAAAAACAAACUGUAUUGUCUCUAGAUGUGCUUUAAUAGCCUCUAAAAGAUGCUUACAUCUCCCAAGAUAAAAGAGCAUUCAUUACAGUUAAACUGCAUUGAUUUUAAGCAGAAAAGUUUAAUGUUAGCUUAUAAUUGAUCCUAUUACUUUUAAUGUGUUGUUUGCAAUCCUAUGCAUUUAUUAUUUAAUACACACACACAC